Branchiostoma belcheri (Belcher's lancelet) is the source of this 749-nucleotide messenger RNA. Its product is annotated as cytosolic Fe-S cluster assembly factor NUBP2 homolog. Gene Ontology annotation, molecular function: ATP-dependent FeS chaperone activity; ATP binding; iron-sulfur cluster binding. Bases 68 to 715 code for a protein of 215 amino acids. Gene Ontology annotation, biological process: iron-sulfur cluster assembly. Lineage: Eukaryota; Metazoa; Chordata; Leptocardii; Amphioxiformes; Branchiostomatidae. The transcript has 5 exons. The record is from RefSeq and is a predicted model, not a curated record. Gene Ontology annotation, cellular component: cytosol.
CCUUGUUUCUGUAUGUCUACAGGUAGGAAUACUAGAUAUAGACCUCUGUGGCCCCAGCAUCCCCAGGAUGUUUGAUGUGGAAGGACAUGACGUGCACCAGUGCCCAGGCGGCUGGGUGCCAGUCUAUCCAGACCAGGACCAGAGACUGGCCCUGAUGUCCAUCGGUUUCCUGCUACAGAACAGAGACGAUGCUGUGGUCUGGAGAGGACCCAAGAAAAAUGCGAUGAUCAAGCAGUUUAUAGGAGAUGUGGUAUGGGGAGACUUGGACUACCUCAUCAUAGACACACCCCCUGGCACCUCGGAUGAACACAUUUCAGUAGUAGAGAACGUGAGACCGUACCAUCCCGACGGUGCCGUCCUGGUGACCACGCCCCAGGGCGUGGCGGUGGGGGACGUGAGACGAGAGCUGACAUUCUGCAGGAAGACCAAACUGCCCGUCCUGGGGGUCAUCGAGAACAUGAGCGGAUUUGUGUGUCCACAUUGUACAGAAUGCACCAAUGUGUUCUCAAAAGGGGGAGGUGAAGCUUUAGCCAACCAGUUCAAUGUUCCAUUUCUAGGCUGUGUUCCCCUGGACCCCCAGCUCACCAGAAGUCUGGAGGAGGGACAGAGGUUUGUUGAUGCCUUCCCCACGUCUACCACAGCCCAGGCCAUCGGGAGGGUCACACAGACUCUUCUACAGAGGGAGGAACAACAGGACGACAUGGAUACAUCAUGAUUGUAGAGAAACGUUUUAGUUGUUUAAAUCCCUU